Molecule: messenger RNA, 2499 nt
Organism: Beta vulgaris subsp. vulgaris (sugar beet)
Lineage: Eukaryota; Viridiplantae; Streptophyta; Magnoliopsida; Caryophyllales; Amaranthaceae
Exons: 1
Coding region: 211-2346 (711 amino acids)
Source: RefSeq, a predicted model, not a curated record
AAAGCAAGUGGCCUAGUUAGGCUAGUUGUCACAUAUUGGAAGUUUUGACUUAGAUCAAAACUAAGAGCAGCUCUAUUACCUACUUAGUUUUUAAACCAAAUUUACAAACUAAGCAUCAAAAUUAACCCACUUCUGAUUUCCUUUCGGAAAGUAGUAUUUACAGGUGAUUAGUGGCGUUUGGUAAGAUAUCAAUCCAUUAACUUCAGUCCAAUGGGAAAAAAAAUUAUGGAAACCGUGAAACAUCUAUGGGAGACAUGGGAUAUUCGUAUCUUGAUGCUCACCAGUCUGUUUAUACAAUCUUUACUUGCAUUUCUUGCACCCUUGCGAAAACGUACUUCAAGUGGGAUUUUCGGGUCUCUAAUGUGGCUGCUGUACUUGUCAGCUGAUGCAGUUGCCCUCUUCACUAUCGGGUUGAUCUCCAGUAGUCAAGACGAUAAGCCGAAGAUAGGAAUUGGGCAUAAUCAAGAACUGUUAGUUUUCUGGGCUCCAUUUCUGCUUUUACAUCUUGGUGGUCCGGACACAAUCACCGCUCUUUCUCUGGAAGAUAACCAGUUGUGGCAUCGCCAUUCGCUUCAGCUGGUUACUCAGGUGGUGGUGACCAUUUAUGUAUUUUCAGUGUCUAUACGUAGACGGAAUGGUUUAUGGGUUCCCAUAGUGCUCAUCUUUGUGGAUGGAUGUAUCAAAUAUGUUGAGCGAACGUGUGCUCUGUAUUCGGCCUGCACAGAAGUUAUCAGAGACUCGCUUCGAGAACCUGUGCCUCCCAACUAUGAUAAGAUGGUUAAUGAGUAUCAUUCUGCUGAUAAUGCUCAUAUUCCAUCCAACUUUGAAGUGAAAUAUGGUCCAUCAGAAGGAAGCACAUGGUCAAAUCAUAGAAGAGAUCAUGUAGCCAGCGACCAGGAUGAAUCAACAGUAAAUGGCGAUGAUAGUCUUUCUCGUUUUAGAUGGAAUACAGUCAAGGAUACUGAUGAAUUAAUUGGAUAUGCUUAUUUCUUUUAUCAAAAGUCCAAAGGGCUCCUUGCUGAUGCUUUUUUAAGCUUAAGAGAUGAUGGUGAAAUUCGCGAAUAUUUCCUCAGUAAACCCGCCGAAGAAGCUUUCAGGAUACUGGAGAUUGAGCUUAACCUCAUUUAUGAUGUCUUACAUACAAAGGUGUUUUUAACAUACAGAAGACGAGGUUGUCUACGUGUUGUUUCAUUCCUCUCAGUUACUGUUUCCUUAUUGCUGUUUUCUUUGAAGGACAAGAGCAAUUACAAGCGCGUUGAUGUUGGGAUAACCUUUGCCCUUCUUGUGGGUGCCAUAUUGUUGGAUAUAGCUGCAAUUAUUAUGCUUAUACGUUCAGAUUGGUGGAUCGUCAUGGUCUCCCAGCAAGGCAUGCCAAAGAUCUUAAAAUCUGUUUGUUUGCAGACGCUUACCUGGUCAAGAUGGAUGAGAAACACAUCUCGUGUUCGAUGGUCUCAAUCCAUUUCAUGUUAUAACUUGCUAAAAUAUAGCUUCAGGCCUCCUACACUACUGUUCGACUUUAUUUUCAUAAAACAGAUCAAGGAUUUUUUUGUUAACUGGCUAUACGUGCAGACAUUGCCAGUUGAUCAACGUACUCUGAAAUUUAUCAUCAAUGAACUACAAGAGAAAGCAAAUUUAGCCACCGAUAGAGAGGCAAUCGAAGAUGUAUGCUCGGCUAGAGGAAAUUUGGUCCUGCAAGACGAUUAUUUCCUUGUUUCUGAGUAUUUGCUUCCUUGGACAGUUGAUGUUGACUAUGAUGAAAGCUUACUUAUAUGGCACCUUGCGACUGAUAUGUGCUACUGGAUGACGUCUGAAGACGAAAGGAACAUGAUGCAUUGCAAACUUUGUAAGGAAUUAUCUGACUAUAUGUCAUAUCUUUUACUUCGACAGCAGACACUUCUAUCCCCACUUGUGGGUAAGUCAGAUGUGCGGUUUGAGCAUACAGUCGAAGACAUCCGAGCAAAAACUUCGAAAUCUAAAGAUCGGAAACAAUCAGUCGAAACGUUGAGUGUACAGUUUUCUGAUGAAGUUCUUACUAGUACAGUAGAUGGUAAAUCAGCUUUAAUAGCAAAGGCAAAAGAUAGCCAAUCUGUGUAUCAUGAAGCAUGUCGCUUGGCUAAGCAACUAAACAUGUUUGGAGACAAGCAGUGGGAGAUAAUGAGCAAAGUUUGGGUGGAAUUACUGUCUUAUGCUGCCAUACAUAGCUCGGCCAGAUCUCACUUGGCUCAGCUCAGCAAAGGUGCGGAACUUAUUACAUUUGUGUGGUUAUUCAUGGUGCAUCUUGGUUUCCGGGAGCCACUCCAGCCAAGUCGUGGUCUUAGGUCUACUAAACUCAUUGUUCAUAAAUGAGAUGUCUGUGACCAAUAGUCGAUGAAAAAGGCUCCCUGUUUCUCAUAUUUUGUCAUAUCUGUUUGGUUUAUCUUCUUUUUGUAGGUUCAAGUUGUAACAUCUUUCUUUCUUUGCGUUACUGUAAUCAAUUUGAUCUGAGAUUAUUUUCUUCUA